Messenger RNA from Closterium sp. NIES-67, 2297 nucleotides. NCBI's taxonomy places the organism in Eukaryota, Viridiplantae, Streptophyta, Zygnematophyceae, Desmidiales, Closteriaceae. The record is from the annotation of a GenBank genome assembly.
CAAGUACUCCGAAGUAGUACGAGCCGUGGCCUGUGAGAUAGCUGCUACCACGAUCGUACGAGCGCUUAAUAAAGAAUCGCUGGUUUCGCUGGUUAUAAAAUCCUUUGCCGUCGUUUCCCGAGAGAUGCAUCGACGCAUGGCGGGACCGCGUGCCGCUAGAAGUAGAGCACCCAGCAGUAUUGUGCUUCUCCUACUGCUACUCGGCUCGUUCCUGCUCGCCGCUCCCACUCCCACCGCAGCAAACGGCGCGCAGCGUGCCCUUUUUCGUUCCCAGGGAAUCGAAUCGAGUCGUUCCAUAGCGCGGACGAUAUGGAGGUCCGGAAGCGGCCUCCUGCGCGGCAAUUCGAACGGUCAAAGGAGCGGCACUGGCAGCACUAGCAGCCCUGGCAGCAGUAUCCAAUCGGCGCGCAGCACGGCGGCUGCUACUAGUAGCUCGGGCUGCCAGGCAUCGUCGCUGGACGGGUUCACCUCGUCCGUCGCGCUGGGCUCCAGCGGUCUCACCCUGCAUUGGCGCGCAGUGACCUCGUCGCAGCUCGCCUUCGCGCUGGAAGCGGCGGCCGGCAGCGCAGCCGCGGCCGGCUGGUUUUCUGUCGGCUGGUCGUCAACAGGCCGCAUGGCGGGGUCCGACGCCGUGGUCGGCAAUCUGGCAGGCGGCGGCGUGAAAGCGGUGUACAUGAGCGGCACGGGGCAGAGCGACGUUCAGCCUACAAGCAGCUUCGAUAUUGGCAACGCGCAGCUCGCCACGUCAGCCUCGGGAUCCACCGUCCUGAGGUUCAACCGCUCGUCGGGCGACGGGUCGGUGCCUGUGAGCGUGCAAGGCAGCAACAUGCUCGUGUGGGCCCACUCCAGCGACGGCUCGCAGUCGCUUGGCUUCCACGGCAGCUAUGAUGGAUGGCUUCAAGUGGACUUCUCUUGCUCCUCUGCCUCGUCCGGAGGGGGAGGCACUGGUGGUGGCACGGGCGGUGGUGGCGGUGGUGGUGACUAUGGGGGUGACUACAACGGAGGAAGCAGUGGGGGUGACUACAACGGAGGAAACAAUGGGGGUGACUACAACGGUGGUAAUGGCGGUGGUGACUAUAAUGGGGGAAAUGGUGGUGACUACAACUCUGGAGGUGGCAAUAACGGGGGAAACGGUGGCGACUAUGGUGGCAGCAGCGGUGGUAGCAGUGGAGGAGGAGGAGUAGGAGGUGGGGGGGGGACUGCAAGCGAGGUGGCGGACAGGGGGGCCCUAAUGGCGGACAGGGGGGUCCUGUUGGCGGACAGGGGGGAACUGGUGGCGGACAGGGGCGCCCUGGUGGCGGACAGGGGAGCCCUGGUGGCGGACAGGGGGGACCUGGGGGCGGUCAGGGGGGGGCUGGUGGCGGACAGGGGGGGCCUGGGGGUAACUAUGGUGGUGACUACAGUGGCGGUAAUAGCGGUGGUGACUAUAGUGGGGGCAACACAGGCGGCGACUACAGCAGUGGUGGUAGUGGGGGAGGAGCAGGUGCUGCCGCCAAUGUUGGUGAGGCUGAUGGUGCUGCUGGUGCUGCUGGUGCUGCUGGUGCUGCUGGUGCUGCUGGUGCUGGUGGUGGGGGUUGUGGGGGAGGACCAGUGCAGGGGGGCGGACAAGGGGGACCUGGGGGCGGACAGAGGGGACCUGGGGUCGGACAGGGAGGACCUGGGGGUGACUAUGGUGGGGGGAACAAUGGUGGGGGCUAUGGUGCUGGUGGUGACUAUAAUGGAGGGACCGGUGGGGACUACAGCACUGGUGGUGACUACAGCGGGGGAAACACGGGUGGAGACUAUGGAGGGAGUAAUGGUGGUGACUAUAAUGGAGGGAGCAACGGUGGUGACUACAGUGGAGGGAUGGACGGAGGAAAUCAGGGCGGUCCAUCUGGGGGAGGGAUGGGAGGUGGGGUGCGUGCAGAAGAGGCAGGUGUGGUGGGAGGGCGUGCAGGCAGGCAGGCAGGCAGGCAGGCAGGCAGGCAAGCAGGCUGGAAGCACUCUCAAGUAUCUCUCAGGCAGGCUGGAAGCACUCUCAAGUAUCUCUCUCAAGUAUCUCUCACAAGCGAUUCUCAAGUUGCAAGCCAAGUACAAGCGGCAGACAAAGCCGCGAGCAAGUGAAUGGAUGGGCUUUGAUUCACCUCAAGUUUCACUGCAUCUGCUCUUGAGGUGCAUCAAAGCCCAACCUAUGUCCCAUCACCCCCCAGCCCUUCUCAACGCAUCGUUCCAUGUGAUGCAGGGCUGAGAGAUUAUAUUUCUGAUUAUUUCUCUUGUUUCAGUUGAUGUAUAUCAUUGUCUAUUGUGAUAGAGGUAAC